This is a messenger RNA of Purpureocillium takamizusanense, 1092 nucleotides long. RefSeq lists its product as uncharacterized. Bases 1 to 1092 code for a protein of 363 amino acids. The transcript has a single exon. Lineage: Eukaryota; Fungi; Ascomycota; Sordariomycetes; Hypocreales; Ophiocordycipitaceae. The record is from RefSeq and is a predicted model, not a curated record.
AUGUGCGAAGCUCGAGAGGUGUUCUGCCGGCGCGCUCACUGCCGCGGCGUGAUCGGGUGGCACAUACUACGCCCGUGCGAGACCGCGUACGCCACGCUCAUCACUCUCGAUGACGCCGUCGCCAUCGGGUGCGGCGGCGGCGGCUCUGGGCUCGAAGGCAAUGUCGGCUCCGGCGGCGGCAGCGGGAGCAGCAGCGCCACGCGGUGGAACUGGGCCGCGUUCACGAGCGGGUGCAAGGUGCCCAAGGUGGUGAGCCGGCGGCGGUGCGAGACGACGUGCUGCGUGGCGUGCGUGCGGAGGGCCAUGGACGACGUGCCCGCCGAGAUCGACGGCUGCGACGAUGAUGACGGCGCCGCCGUGGGAAAGAACACAGGGGGUCCUGGACGGAGCUUACUCGCGAGGAGGGUGACGACGGCGUGGGAGAAGGGUCGGGAUCUGCUCUGGGAGGUGGGCUGGCGGGAGAGUCGACGCUGGCCGCUGGAGGCGGAGAGACUGACGUUUGUCGAGCAAAAGGACGCCUUAAGUCCAACCAAGGAGCUCAUGGACGCUCUGCUACACCCGUUCGACGACGACGACGACGAGGGCGCGGCGACGGAGCAUUGGCAGCAUUGGCAGCAGCAUCAGCAGCAAACCGACACGGCAGACGUCGCGCCGAUGCGGCCGCCGCCGUACAUGCCGCCGAGCACACAACAAGUCGCCGGCUAUGUCUCGCCGUCAGUGUUCCUCACCGAAGAGUUCCAGCCUGACCUCGCCACCUUUGCGUUUGGCCCCUGGGCGCCGACGCUGGGCCACGCGGGCGAAGUCGUGGAGGGCUUCUUCCUCGACAGCAACAACACGACGGCGGCCCAACCUGGGUAUGAUGCAAACGCAAACGCAAACGACGGCGGCUAUGCCGAGAUGCAGCUGCCGUUUGAUGGCUUCGUGCCUGGACAGGGCGAGGAGGAGCUAUGGAACGCGCUGCUCGUCGGCGGCGGCGGCGCUCCAGACUGGGGGCAGGAGGACGCUCAGGGGACGACGACCAACGAACUGAGGCGUCAACGGCACGACGCGGACGAAGACGACGAGCGCAGAAAGAGACAGCGCCUCGUGUGA